AUGGCCACCCACGAGGAGAAAACUCGAGAUGCUGGGCCUCCCAAGGUCUUGGCCGUCGGUUUGCUUCGCACAGGCACGAACUCUCUCGCGGCCGCCCUCUCUGAGCUGGGCUUUAAGCACGUCUUCCACGGUCUGAAUUCCCGGACGAAACCAACGCACUGGGCAUUCUUCGAGCGAGCCGCCAUUGCGACUUGGCCUGAAGUGAACGCAAAGGGCCAGACACCUCCUCCCACGCCGUUCACUCGCAAAGACUGGGACGAACUCUUCGGGUCGUACGACGCGGUAACCGACCUGUCUUGUUUCUGGGCAGUGCAGCUGAUCGAUGCCUAUCCCGAUGCCAAGAUCAUUCUCACGGAACGCGACUUUGACAAGUGGUUUCCAAGCUUCGACAGCCAAGUUAUCCAACCGCUGUUUGGGCCGUGGGUUGAUGUAUUUCUCAAGGGUGUGGGCAUGGUAAUUGGUAACAGGGCUGGCUUCGCCAUGCAGAAGACUAUCAGCGGUUUCUUUGGUGGUGCUCGCACAAUCGAGGAGCUGCAUCGGCGAGCACCGGAUGUCUUCCGAGAGCAUUCAGAGCGCGUCAAGGCUCAUGUGGCGCCUGAAAGGCUUUUGGUGUAUCGCGUCGGCGAAGAUGGAUGGGAGCCUCUUUGCAAGUUCCUUGAGAAGGACGUGCCCGAAGACAAAUCAUUCCCGAGAGUCAAUGACAAGGCUUCCCAUACUGAGUCGGACAGAGUCAUACGCCGAGCAGCUUGGCUCCAGGCUGCUCGGGCGGUUGUGCCGUAUGCCAUCGCCAUCACGGCUGCACAAUGGAAUGGCGGAGGCCCGCCAGAGUGGCAGCUUGCAGUGUCCCAGCACCCCAGCAACUGCUCCUACCCCUCCAUAACCGCGGUCUCCGUCCACUGGAUCCACCCGCCAGCUGACGUAGCGGCGCCGCAUCUCAAGCUUCAAACACCACCUCACAACCUCACCGAAUACUCCGCUUCUCAACGCGUCCGCCUUGGCAUUUAG
This is a messenger RNA of Colletotrichum paranaense, 1005 nucleotides long. RefSeq lists its product as uncharacterized. The coding region runs from base 1 to 1005 and encodes 334 amino acids. The record is from RefSeq and is a predicted model, not a curated record. NCBI's taxonomy places the organism in Eukaryota, Fungi, Ascomycota, Sordariomycetes, Glomerellales, Glomerellaceae. The transcript has 2 exons.